Arabidopsis arenosa is the source of this 1604-nucleotide messenger RNA. The record is from the annotation of a GenBank genome assembly. NCBI's taxonomy places the organism in Eukaryota, Viridiplantae, Streptophyta, Magnoliopsida, Brassicales, Brassicaceae.
GGCGAAAUCAUCUUCGUUGUUUUUCUAACACGAAACUUUCAGACAUGGCGGCCGCGAAACUCGUGGCUUGGUUACUACUUCUCGCCUUGGUUUUCAAUUUCACCACUUGUAUCUUUGCCGACGCUGGAAUCAACGACGGCGAAGAACCGAAACUUAGAUCCGACGGCGGUGAAAUCGAAUUGGAUCAGCUUAAUGCUAAAAUCCGUGCCCUAGAAUCUCAGAUUGAUGAUAAAACCAAAGAACUUAAAGGAAGAGAAGAGUUAGUAACAGAGAAGGAGAAACUUCUUCAAGAGAGACAAGACAAAGUUGCUUCUUUGGAGACUGAGGUUUCUUCACUAAGGAAAAAAGGUUCAUCAGAUUCUGUGGAACUGUUGAGUAAAGCUCAAGCACGAGCUGCUGAAUUAGAGAAGCAGGUUGAGGUACUCAAGAACUUUCUGGAGCAAAAAAACAAGGAGAAAGAAUCGAUAGAAGCUCGGACUAGUGAAGCCGAGAAGAAACUAAACGAAUUGAACUCGAAACUUGAGAAACUUUACAAGAAAAAUGAAGAGCAGAAGAACAAAAUACGAAAACUCGAGCGUGCUCUUAAAAUUUCUGAGGAAGAAAUGUUGCGGACAAAGCAUGAAGCAACCACAAAGGCUAAGGAACUGAUGGAGGUUCAUGGGGCGUGGCUUCCCCCUUGGUUUGCUGUACACUGGAGUAAUUUUCAGACUGUUGCUGGAACACACUGGGACGCCCACGGUAAACCAGUUAUGGAGAAAGUUACUCAAAAGGUGACGGUAGCGAAAAAUCAAGCUGAAAAAUGGGCUAAACCGCACAUGGCUAAUGUUAAAACUAAAUAUAUUCCAGCCAUGAAAGAGACUGUUAAAACGCAUGUUGAGCCACACGUUCAAACACUAUCUACCAAAGCGAAAGAGGCUUACCAUGCUUCCAAGAGUGCUGUUACUCCACAUAUUGUCAAGUUUCAAGAACAUGUAGAUCCCUAUUACCAGGAGGCUAAAAAGUUUAGCAAGCCGUACGUUGAUCAAGUAGCCACGGCCACAAAACCACAUGUUGAUAAGGUGAGAGCUACCAUAAAGCCUUACACAAAGAAGACAAUUCACUAUUACAAAGAGUUCCUAGAAUCUGCCUCAACAUAUCACCAUCAGCUUCAAGCCAAUGUCGAAACGAAAUUGAAGAGCCAUGAGCUGAUGGAACCUUUUGCCACCAAAGAGUUCACUUGGUUUGCAGCCUCUGCUUUGUUGGCGUUACCCAUCUUCAUAGUGUACAAAUUCCUCUGUUCGCUCUUCUGCACAAAGACAAAGAAGCCUACCCGACAGCCACAUCACCAUACUCGCCGUAAGGCCAAAAGGGGUCAUUCUGACAAGUGAAGUCACAUGAUUGUGUUGUUGUCACUUCCUCGUGCUAUAAAUAUUAGAGGUAAAGACGGGUUUUGAUGUGUUCUCUGUGAGCCUUAGCAACAGUCUAUAUGUUUUCUUCGUUACGUAUGAAAGAAAUAGCUUAUGUUAAGAGGUAUCUUAUGGGUCUUUUUUUAAUCUCGCUGUGCAAAAGUGUUCUUCACUCUCUCCGUUUUUGAGAUGCCUUUUGAAUAUAAAGUUUUCAGUCUU